ACUUCUCUGUCUUCAAGAAUUGGACGUUGUCUUCAACAAGUGCCUUUCAGUUUUAAAAACACCAACCGUAAACAUGUUUGUGUUAUCUCCCAGAUCGUCUGCCAGUCUGUCUUCCUCGAGGACAAUGAGCGACGUAGAUGAGUUAGAUUCCGUUAUAAAAGCCAACGCUGGGCCUAGCCUCGAGGGGAACCUGCGAUUACUGGACACCAUAGACUGUCCAGCGGUGGUAAUGUGCUGUAGGUUCUCUGUAGAUGGCAAACGACUGGCUGUGGGAUUAGCAGAUGGCUCCAUUAAGAUUUAUGGGACGACAUUGUCUGAGAGCAGUCAGAUGUUGUACAGUCUUGUGGAUGAUGACACGCUCAGGUGGAGGCUUCCUGUCACACAAAUACGCUUCAAGCACUUCACUGACACUGAUAAAGUGGAGCACACACAUAUCCUUGUGGCAACUUAUGCGUCUGGUUGUGUGAAGUUCUGGCACUACUCGUCUGGCAAGUGUGUCCAUACUAUUCAUGAGGUCAGACAGGUGUUAACCACCUGCUCCAACCCACAAGGCAGCCUCUUCCUCACCGCUGGAGCAGAUCCAGAAAUUCACAUCUAUGAUGCAGACACCAAGAAGAAGAUCAGGACCUGUAAACCAAGUGAUUCACGUGAUGUGAUGGAUGGCCACAGGUUCCGCGUGUUCGCUGCCCAGUGGCACCCGAACAUGGAUCACGUGUUUAUAUCCGGGGGAUGGGAUGACACAGUACAGUACUGGGAUGACAGACAGCAGAAGGCAUGGAAAAAGUUCACAGGGCCUCAUAUCUGUGGCGAUGCCCUGGACAUAGACCCCAUUCAUAACCAUGUGAUCACGGGGUCCUGGAGGAAGACCGCAGUCUUACAGAUAUGGGACUUUCCCAGGAAGAAAAUCAAAGAUGUUCCCCAGGAUCCAAUGAACCAGAGUUUGCUGUACUGCGCUCAUUGGCUGGGAAAGGACAGUAUAAUUUGUGGUGGGUGUGACCACAACAUGGCCAGAGUGAUUGACAGGGGCACGUUGAAUACAACUGGUCAGCUGGUGGACCUGCCCCAGGGUGUAUAUUGCAUGGACAAUGACCGUCUGGGCAUCAACCCUAAGAUAGCCAUCGGGGCACAUCAGUAUGUCUUCAUCGUCACUGGUAACAAGAUGGCGUGAUGCCAGAAAGCAAGGCAAAAUGUAAUACGAUACGCAGUGAUCUCCUCACUUAUUAAAUUUUCCAUGUCUCACUGUAGCUAGUUUUUGUGGCCCUUGCUUUUUGUGGCAAGGGCUGUGUGGUUAAAUAUGUUUAAUUUUCUUGGAAACAUAUCUGUAUUUUCUAUAUCAGUGGUAAAACAUGUCUAGACUUAUUUCUAACAAAUCUGAAGACAUUAUAAUUAAUUUCCCCUUUUAAUAUAAACAGUGCAUCAAAAGUAAGUUCCCCUAAAAACAUCGUUUGACAUUUACCAAGAUAUUUGCCUAAUCAUUGUGAAAUUUUGCACACAGCAUCUCAGUAAACAAGUCAAAACACUGUAGCAAGGAUUACCCUGUAGAUAUGGAUGUGCUCCAAUGAGCAUAUGCAAAUUCACUAACACUUGGAUUUGGAAAAUUUUACAAACAGAUUGAGGGUAAUUUUGACUACCCAUAGGACCAGAUAAUGUUAAAAUUUGGUGUAACCACCAUGCUUUUGUACCACACUGAGACAGGAAGCUGGCAUCAUGUUAAUGAGGUGUGUGAUAUGAUUUUGAGGGCUGACUAACCACUCCUCCUAGAGCAGGUGUCUAACGUCAUCAGGAUCGGACACCAUCGUAACACGGCGAUACAUCGCUUGUUUCAACUGGUCACACAAAUGUUCAUUGGGUACUGAGACCCGAGGAAUUGGCAGAUCAUUGCAUGUGCUCAGUGCCUUCUGGUUCAAAGAAGUCAUUUAUCACUCUGCCAUGAUGUGGACGAGCAUUGUUGUGCAAAAAUCCUGGUAAAUGUCAAAAACAAUGUUGUGGGGGAACUUACUUUUGAUGUACUGUUUAUUAUGAGCACUGAACAUUUUCAGAAUUUUGUCUCAGAAUGAGGACCAUGAACAAUUCAUUUUUGUUGUCAAUUUGAGAAGCAGUCAAAGAAAUAUUUACUUUAGUUUAUGAUGAUAGAGAACAUGAAAGGCAGCAUGUUAUGUAUAGAUGUGGAUAGUACCUGUACUUUUUUUGUAAUUUAUAACUAAUGUUUUGAAAUUUGCAUUGAAUACAUGUAUGUUAAGGUCAGUCUCUGAUAUUGCCAACUUUAACUUUAUUGCAAUAUUAUUUUUACUUGUGAUAUAUCUAAUGAAAUAUAAACCUAACAAUGUGCCGUGCUUAAAGAGAGGAAGGCAUAUCAGAUGUGGAAGGCGCAUUCUUUGUAACUCUACUGCAAGUCUUCAUCAGUCAACUGCAAUAAUCAUCAGUUUUCAAGAGCAGUAAAAUUGGUUUAUAUAGCAUUUAAAAUACACAUCACUAGCUAUGAACAUCAUAUUUAUUUGUCUGUUAUCUUACAGUUUACAUGGACCUGUUGUAUUGAGUGUAUCGGAGUAAAUAGUUUUUAUGCUCUUUUGUAUAUCCUACAUUCAUUGAAAAUGUUCUGAAAAACUUGUGAUUUUGAAAACCAAAAUAUUUGUUAUUAUUACUAAUCUGUUGUCACACAUUAUGCAUGUCACAUAAGUUCACCUAGCAUUUAAAUUACCACAAUAUAUAAUGUUACCAUUAUAAUUAUUGUAGAGAGUACAUAUAUUUAAGUGGCCCAGCAUGGUUAAAAUCAUUUGGAUUUUUGUUAUUAUUUUUCUUCUGUUUUCUUGAAAGCUUUUGAAAGCUUUAAGAGCUGUAAAAGGAAAAGUUUCCGUUGAAUGUUGAUGAAAUUUGGUGAUUUUAGGAACAAGGUCACAAGGCAAAUUUUGGCUGUUUAUAGUUAACUUUGGUCUCAUGACAUGGCAACUAUCUUGUAUUUUGAUCAAAACCUCAAGAACCAACAAACAAAUUCUUUCGACAUUUGAUGUACUUGUAAAGUGAUCCCAGUUAGAGCAAGUUUGAAAAAUUCUUGGACAUUCAUCGAAAGUUUUGAAAGCUAGCCAUUGGUCGAAGUUAGGACAUCAGCACUCAUUCCGAAUCUGCUUUCGGAUUUUGCCUAUUUUUGUAACUUUUUGGUCAAAAUUUUUUUUUCCUUUACGUAACUUCAGUGGCCUGUAACUUGAGAACUAUGGUAGUUAAAAAAAGUGAAACUUGUAGCCCAGAUUGUAGUCCAAGACAUGUGGUUUCUGAUUGGUGCCAACAGAUUUGAGCUAUGAUUAAUUCUUUUUUCACUAGAAAUGUUUAAACAACACCACCCUACUUCAGAAAUAGAAAUGUAAGCCUAUGCAUUUGACAUACAUGUAGACUUUAGAGAUAAUUGUGUAUUACGAUGCAUCGGCUGCAGGUAACUUGCCACGUAGGUUGGCGGCCUGUCACUCAAACCGAGAAAUGAACAACUCUUUCUCCUGUCCACAGCUAUCAACGGACAAUAUUCAGUGUAUAGCCAGCCCUGUUUGCAAUGCAUCAUGGGUAAUUCUCAGCAAUCCCAACAGCAUUCCCCAAUUCUAUCACCAAUAUAAGUCCAAAGCCAUGGCCAAAUAUGCCAACAAUUUCUACCCACACAUGUACCUCGAGUCAUGACGAGCCCAAAAAAUGUAACUCUUAUUUGGCCAAAUUCAACCGUUAAAGAAAUCUAUCGUGGUUUCCAGUUUCUUUUCAGGUCUAGAUUUUAAUACCUGUAAAGAGGAGACGGACUUUAGGAUGCUGCACAGAACAGUAACUAUGAAACCGCUUGCCAUGGCUUUGGACUGGGGAUCUUUUUUAAAGAAAACAACACACAACACCAUUUAUUCCUUCUAACUAUUUAGACCUAAAUUUCAUAUCUUUAUAGCCUCCUAACAUUUCCUGUCAGCUACAUGCACUCUGUCUUCGCCCACUGUCAAAAUUAACCAGAGCCCAAGGAAACCAGAAGGGACCCUAGAGUAGGAUGAUUGCACACCAUGUAUCCACCUGAAGUGUACAUACUUAAUCAGGUGCAGUGAUCACCAAGGCCUUAAACAGGCAAGACAAUGUGGUUGUCUUCAGCACUGGACACAUUGUAUAUAUCUGUUAGCGUGGGGUUCAAAACUAAUUGAUUAUUUUACAUUAUUGUCAUACUUUUUCUCCGUUUGUCUGUUUUUGUAAAUACUGUCUCAGUUUGUUACAUGCAGGUUUAAUUUUUUGAAUUGUCCAUUGUAUAUGUACUUCGGCAGUUAAAUCGAGCUGUUCAUUGUUAUAUGUGUUAGCAUCUGUUCAUAAAUAGAUGUUUGCCAAAGCUUAAUUUUCCUGAUCUUGACAAAUUAGUUUAGUGCAUUACUUUCUUAGUGUUUUCUUAUUUGACAUUCAAUUGGGCCUUGAUGCUUGGCCACCAGUAUCGCUGUAAGGAAUGUUUUAAUUUAAUACUUUAAUCAUAAAUAAUGUUUUGGAGUUUUUAUCUGUUUGUACUUACAUUGUGUGUGGCUGUUUAAAUAGGAUGAUCAAAUGACUGCUGAUAAUAUUUCAGAUUGAUAUAUUUUGUAAGUGCCUUUGUGCUCUUAAAGAUUUUAAGAGUAGCACCUAAUGACCAGUUUGACAAACUGUGAUUUACAAAAUGUCUGUGUGUUACUUUGAUAA
Liolophura sinensis is the source of this 4671-nucleotide messenger RNA. Its product is annotated as WD repeat-containing protein 5 homolog. NCBI's taxonomy places the organism in Eukaryota, Metazoa, Mollusca, Polyplacophora, Chitonida, Chitonidae. The record is from RefSeq and is a predicted model, not a curated record. Gene Ontology annotation, molecular function: protein binding.